CCCUAUCACCCUUCACUCACUUCACCACCAACACCUCUCUUAUCCUUCCUUCCCCAUUUCCUUUACCCCAAAACAAACACCAGAAACCAAAAACACAAAGCAAAGAAAAAGGAAAUGGGCAUCAGAAAACCAAACAAACUGGCUCAAACCGCAGUGCUCAAGCAAAUCCUGAAAAGAUGCUCGAGCUUGGGAAAGAAACAUGGCUACGACGAAGAUGGUCUUCCCAUUGAUGUCCCAAAAGGCCAUUUCCCAGUUUACGUUGGCGAGAACAGAACAAGGUACAUUGUUCCCAUCUCGUUCUUGACACAUCCUCAGUUCCAAUGCCUCCUCCGCCAAGCCGAAGAGGAAUUUGGCUUCGAUCACGACAUGGGCCUCACCAUCCCCUGCGAAGAAGAAGUUUUUCGAUCCCUAACGUCGAUGCUCAAAUGAUAUCAUUGGAUAUUUUCAAGGUCUAGAGAUUUGUGUGUGGGAUUUUCAUGGAGAAGAGAUGACCAAGAUGAAGCUUAGCUAGCUAGAUAGUCAUAGCUUCUCUCUUUUUUUUAACAUCAAUCUUGACCUUAAUUUGUGGGGUUUUUUUAUUUUUUAUUUUUUGGGGGUUGGGAGGAUUGUUUUGAACCCUUUUUAGAUGUUUGAUUGUUGACCCUAACUUGAAACCCAUUAAACAUAAAAUGGGUUUGGUUACAUUGUAAAGUUUGAGAUCCAUUUUACUCACAGAGGUAGAUUGUUAUGUUCCCUGUGAGACAAUUACUACUGUUUUUAAGGAAUUAAGGACAGCUAUAAGGCGACUGUUUGCCUUAAAAAUAGGCUUAUUUUUAACUAUGCCUCUUUUAAUCUCA
Messenger RNA from Malus domestica (apple), 836 nucleotides. Its product is annotated as protein SMALL AUXIN UP-REGULATED RNA 12. Gene Ontology annotation, biological process: response to auxin. Lineage: Eukaryota; Viridiplantae; Streptophyta; Magnoliopsida; Rosales; Rosaceae. The record is from RefSeq and is a predicted model, not a curated record.